GCGGUGCGCUUUACGGCAGCGGGCCGGGGGUCCCGGGAGGGUCCCGAGAGCGUUUUGGGGGGACCCCCGGUGGGGGGGGGGGUCCCGCUGCCUCCGAGGCGGCUCCGCGAGCACCGAAUUCCCCCCGCUCCUUCCUUUGUGCCGCGCCACGGCGCUGCUCGGAGCGCGCCUCGCUUGACGGCGGGCUGUACGACAGCCUGAGGGGCGUCCGGCGCGCUUUACGGCAGCGCGGCGGACACCGCGGCCGGGGGGGAUUUUGGGGGGUCCCGGGGGCGUCCCGGGGGGGGCCGGGGGUCGGUGCCCCCCCCGAGGAUGCCGCUGGCCGUGCAGUGGCCGUUCCCCGCGGAGCCCUCGCGGCGCUGGGCCCUGGCGAGCCGCGUGGUCACGGGCCUGGUGGGCACCUACAGCUGCGUGUGGACCCGGUACCUGAACCGGCUGCGGGUGCACAACGCCGAGGUGCUGCACGAGCUGGUGGAGAGGAGGGGGCCCGGGACCCCCCUGCUGACCCUGUCCAACCACGCCUCCUGCAUGGACGACCCCCACCUCUGGGGGUCCCUGAAGCUGAGACACGUCUGGAACGUGCCCAGGAUGCGCUGGACCCCCACGGCCGCGGACAUUUGCUUCACGCGGGAGCUGCACGCGCUCUUCUUCAGCCUGGGGCGCUGCGUGCCCGUGUGCCGCGGGGACGGCGUUUACCAGCGGGGGAUGGAUUUUAUACUGGAAAAGCUCAACCAGGGAGACUGGGUGCACGUGUUCCCCGAGGGUAAAGUGAACCUGGGCCAGGAGGUCGCUCGAUUCAAGUGGGGCAUCGGGCGCCUCCUGGCCGAGUGUCGCCGGGACCCCGUGAUCCUCCCGCUGUGGCACGGGGGGAUGAGCGAUGUUCUGCCCAACCACCGGCCCUACGUGCCCCGGGUGGGGCAGCACAUCACGGUGGUCGUGGGGCGCCCGUUCAGCGUCCGGCCCCUCCUGGAGCGGCUGCGCAGCGAGGGGACCCCCACGGUGGAGCUCCGCAAGGCCCUGACCGAUUUCGUCCAGAGGGAAUUCGAGGCUCUGCGGGGCCACGCCCGGACCCUGCACCCCACCCCAUAGCGGGGUCCCCCUGCCCCAUAGCUGGGGGGGUUCUGCCCCAGAAUGGGAGUUUUGCCCCAUAAUUUGGGGUUCUGCCCCAUAACUGGGGGGUUCUGCCCCAUAGCUGACGGUUCUGCCCCAGAACUGGGGGGUUCUGCCCCAUAGAAAAGGACUCCUGCCCCAUCAUUGGGGGUCUUGCCCCAUAACUGGGGGUCUUGCCCCACAGCAGGGGGUCCCUGGUGGAGCCUCUGCCCCAUAGAGGGGGGUCCUGGCCUUCCGAGCCCCCCAACUGUGCACGGUGCCAAUAAAAGAAAGUGGAACCUC
Vidua chalybeata is the source of this 1392-nucleotide messenger RNA. RefSeq names its product tafazzin, phospholipid-lysophospholipid transacylase (gene TAFAZZIN). The transcript has 10 exons. NCBI's taxonomy places the organism in Eukaryota, Metazoa, Chordata, Aves, Passeriformes, Viduidae. The record is from RefSeq and is a predicted model, not a curated record. Gene Ontology annotation, molecular function: 1-acylglycerophosphocholine O-acyltransferase activity. Gene Ontology annotation, biological process: cardiolipin acyl-chain remodeling; inner mitochondrial membrane organization. Bases 313 to 1089 code for a protein of 258 amino acids. Gene Ontology annotation, cellular component: mitochondrial membrane.